Pteronotus mesoamericanus is the source of this 1349-nucleotide messenger RNA. RefSeq names its product mitochondrial translation release factor 1 like (gene MTRF1L). NCBI's taxonomy places the organism in Eukaryota, Metazoa, Chordata, Mammalia, Chiroptera, Mormoopidae. Gene Ontology annotation, molecular function: translation release factor activity. The record is from RefSeq and is a predicted model, not a curated record. The transcript has 7 exons. Gene Ontology annotation, biological process: translational termination. Bases 66 to 1208 code for a protein of 380 amino acids.
AGUCCUGAGAUUUCGCUCUGUUCGAAACUUCCGGCCUUGGUCUGUCUGGGCAUUCAGGGUUAGCGAUGCGGUUCCCGCUUCUGUGGAGUGUCGCUAGGUGUCUUUGGGCCCGCCCAGCUGUCGCCCCGGCCCGCCGGCACCUAAGCUGCGGUAGCCCACCGCUGGAGGAGCUGUUCGUCCGCGGCGGGCCCUUACGGUCCUUCCUGGAGCGCCUGGCAGUGUCUGAAUGCCAUUUGCAGGUCAGGGGGCCUGAGCUGGUGGCCAAAGCUAAACGGCUGAGCGAGAAGGAGCAGGAGCUGCACGAGACCGAGCACUUACUCCAAGAUGAAAACGAAGACUUAAGGAAACUUGCAGAGAAUGAAAUAACUUCGUGUCAAAAAGAAAUAGCUCAGUUGAAGCAUCAGAUUAUCUUACUUUUGGUUCCCUCAGAAGAAACAGAUGAAAAUGAUUUGAUCCUGGAGGUAACUGCAGGAGUUGGGGGUCAGGAGGCCAUGCUGUUCACUUCGGAGAUAUUCGACAUGUACCAGCAAUAUGCUGCCUUUAAAAGGUGGCAUUUUGAAACCCUGGAGUAUUUUCCAAGUGAAAUAGGUGGGCUCAGACAUGCAUCUGCCAGCAUUGGGGGUUCAGAAGCCUAUAAGCACAUGAAGUUUGAAGGAGGUGUGCACAGGGUACAGAGAGUGCCAAAGACAGAGAAGCAGGGCCGCAUCCACACCAGCACCAUGAGCGUGGCGGUACUGCCGCAGCCCACGGAGAUUAACCUAGUGAUUAACCCUAAAGAACUGAGAAUUGAUACGAAGCGAGCCAGUGGGGCUGGCGGGCAGCAUGUAAAUACCACCGACAGCGCUGUCCGAAUAGUUCAUCUCCCAACAGGUGUUGUUUCUGAAUGCCAACAAGAGAGAUCUCAACUGAAAAAUAAAGAGAUGGCCAUGAAAAAGUUACGUGCAAAGCUAUACAGCAUGUAUCUAGAAGAAGAAACAAAUAAAAGAUACAAUGCUAGAAAGAUUCAGGUUGGAAGUAAAGGAAGAUCAGAAAAAAUAAGAACAUAUAAUUUUCCACAGAAUCGGGUCACAGAUCACAGAAUAAACAAGUCACUUCAUGAUCUUGAAACUUUUAUGCAAGGAGAAUAUCUACUGGAUGAACUUGUACAGUCAUUGAAAGACUAUGCUGAUUAUGAAUCUUUAGUAGAAGUUAUUUCCAAAAAACUUUAAAUUGAAUUGUAAUUAAAGACUUUCACAACCUACAAAAAUUCUACUACAAAUCAUUGUGUGUAAAUUAUCACCAGUACUGUUUUAAAAAACAUGAGUUAACAGUUGGAAGUAAUGUAUAUUUUAAGACAGUUAAUGUAAAUC